Pyricularia grisea is the source of this 2703-nucleotide messenger RNA. RefSeq lists its product as uncharacterized. NCBI's taxonomy places the organism in Eukaryota, Fungi, Ascomycota, Sordariomycetes, Magnaporthales, Pyriculariaceae. The record is from RefSeq and is a predicted model, not a curated record. The transcript has 6 exons. Bases 1 to 2703 code for a protein of 900 amino acids.
AUGGAUUGGGCUCGAGACUCCGACCCCGUGUUAAACGAUUCAGAGAUCAGAUUGUUUGAUUGUGUCGCUGCACAAGGGCCAGCCCUUGCCUCUUCCAGAUAUGUUUAUCUCUCCGACGAUUAUACCGAACCCUCCCGCGGUGAAAACAGACAUGGACAUGGGGGGUCACCUAAGUUUCAUCUAUUGAUGAUACCUCCGCAAACCACUCAGUCCAAAGUUGAAAAGGCGAACGUUUCGAUGAGGCGGCUUCCUUUGAGCCUCCAGAGCUGGACGAGAGUUGCUAAACGAUUCAAGAUACACCAUUUUCUCAAUAUGGAAGUGCUGCAACGGAGAAGCAUGUUUAUUUGGUCGACUGCAGAGCCAGUUCCCGACAAUCCGGGCGAGAAGGUGUGGAUGAAUGUUUCCAUGACGUCGGAUAACUGGAACGACGAGAGUUACAACCCGGACAAGUUUGCCAUGUCUUCCACGCACUUGGAAGCGGAGCAGCUUACAACCGUUGUAUUCCUGGGCCUGAGGCCAUCACAGAUGGCUUUGGUGGAAACGAUAGUGAGGAACGCCAACACAGCCGGCAUGAUCCACCACCCGAUAUUCACCACGUAUCUGGUGGCGGAGCUGAUGCGCGAGAGACUUGCACUCUUGUGCAAAAAUUACAUCAAAGCUGUCCAGGCAGUUGACGGAAUGCUGAGCAAUAUGUACGAUUCCGACAAGGACGAGCUUAAACUCACCUCCAUCGACACCAAGCAGCUGCGACAGAUUUCCGAGGCCCGCAAAAACUGCGAUAAGGUAGAGGUCGAGAUACUUGGUACAAAGCGUCAUCUGGAGAAGGCGGUGAGGCAGAUCUUUCCACGCUUUUCAGCCCAAGACGCAGGCAACACUGGUGGGCAAGCGGUUGUCAAAGACGUCUUGACGCAGAGAUAUCAAGAGAAGUUUGAUGACAUCCUUACCAAUCUCGAGGACCUCAAAACCACCAACAGGAGCUCUGUAGAGCUCAUGUCGCAACAAGCGGCACAUAUCCAAACAUGCCUAGCCCAAGAACAAGCCCAAACCGCGCGAAAUGAGGCCAAGGAGAGCGCAAGAUCUGCCGAGAAUAGCUAUGUUAUUGCCAUUAUGGGCAUGUUUUUUCUUCCCGCAUCAACAUUUGCUACCAUCUUCGCCAUGCCCAUCUUCAAAUGGGACGAACAUCCUUUGGAUUUGCUUUGGAGGUCCAACCCUAAUGCCACCGAGACCACUGAUGCUGCCGCCGCAGGCAGCUCGACUGCAAACUCUACCGACUCGGGCUCCGCGGCCGAUGUUCUGACUGGAUACGUUUGGAUCUAUUGCAUCAUUAGCAUUGGCGUCACCGUAUUUCUCUACAUCUACAAGCACAUACGCGAGAAGAUUGGCAGGAAUCGCCUCAAUGGCUCUGAGCAUCCAGUCCUCGAUCUCUUGCUGAAGCCUCUCGAGAUGUUGUGGAGAAACAAGUCACAACAGAGCAUGACGAUUACAGACCCUGAUCGAAAAAGAUGGACGGGGAAUGCGUUACCGCAAGGUGGGAAUCCGGCAGCUUCCCCGAGGUUUUCUCUCCCGCAGCACAUGCCCGGCCCCGUUAGACAUCCCACUACUCAGUCCCUUCCAGCUGCUAUAGCGCAUGGUCGGCAACAAGACCUAUACUCACCCGGUUCCACUGUGCAAGGGCCUGGAGGGACUACAGCCCUGGCGCCGGCGGCCAGUGCUCCUCCAAGACGGCAAACAGAGCCACUGUCGACCAAUACUGAGAGGCACCGAUACGGUCGGAACUAUCCUCAACCUCAUGCCACACAAAACAAUUCCUCUACCGUCCAGGGACAUGAAACAUGGGUUCAAGGUGCACCUAUGUCCCAAACACCGCCCAUGAACUCAAGGACUUCGAGCACUACCAACCUGGUGCAGCAGUCUACGAGUGCACCUCAGAAUCCCAGCAGCCAGCGAGCCACACCAAGUGUCCCCUCUCAUCAAGGUGCCCUCCAUACACAUAGCCAACGCAACAACUCAGACCCCGGACCACCACUCCCUCCUCCUCCUCCAGCAACACAGCCUCAUCGCGGAAGGCAAGGAUCCCAAACCUCACAAGCAGUAAAUGCAACCCCGCAGCCGCCAAGAAUCAUCCAGCCACCACGCAACACUCAACCAAACGACCACGGCACGCUACCCACGCGUUCCGAGCGGCAGACGCCCAGCCCUGCGCCCAGGAGAGGCAACACCUUUGACCAAAAGGCACCCGAACCCAAACAGCAGCCCCCAAGUCGGGUGCAUACAGUCCCUGUCCAAACACACAUGACCCAAGUCUCCAACUCCAGAGACCAGCACGGGAGACACUGGGCCCAGCCAGCAGCAGUAACCAAUCCCCAUGCUCCAGCACGCGAUGGCAUGCCCACGGCCCCCGACAGUAUCACCACGGCGAAUCGUGGCGCAACGCUCAACGUCCCGCCCCACUUCCAGCCGCAACGCUUCAGCCCCGACGACCCAGACUCGUUGUGGCCUGGGCCCUCAGCGCCUGGCAGCAUCGGUGGCGGAUCAUCGAGCGGCGGGAGUAGGGACUCCUCCCGGGUCCGGGGGACGUACGAAGUUCGUGGGAGUGAGUCGCGGGAGAGGCUGGUAGGGGCUGCUGGGCCGCCGGGGAUGGCAGGCGGCGGGAGCAGUAGCAGCAGUAGUAGGAGCGGCCUGUCGGGGCUGGGAGGGCGUUGA